AUGAAGCUCAGGCCGCUUUCGUCCGUGCGGUGCGCGCCAUCGCCGCUGGGGGGCGGGGGGAAGAGGAGGACGGUGGUGGUCGCCCUGCGCCGGGACGCCGCCGGUAGGGAGCUGCUCACCUGGGCGCUCGUCAAGGCUGCCGCCGCUGGCGACCGCGUCCUCGCGCUCCACGUCGCCGACGCCGCAGACGGAGGACGGAUGGAGACAGGAGAGGAGAGGAGCGGAGCCGCAGAGUCUCUCGCAUCCGUGCUCAGCGCGUACAAGGGCUUCUGCGACCGCAACCAGAUCGACCUGGAGCUCAGGCUCUGCGAGGGGCCAUCCAUCAAGAGGACUCUGGUCGCCGAGGCGACCUCCUCCGGCGCCGCGCACCUCGUCCUCGGCGUCGCAAAGAGCUCCAAGCCUCUCGGAUCGUCCGCCACCGCGAUCGCGAGGUUCUGCGCCAAGAGACUGCCCCCCAGCUGCACGGUCACGGCGGUCAGCAACGGCAUGAUCGUGUACCGCAGAGAUGCCAUGCAGCAGCAGCAGCAGCAGCAGCAGCUCAGUCACUACAGCGCAAUGGUGGAGACGCCGCGGAGGCUCUACCGGAAGAUCCUCGACGCGACGAUGACCAUGGGAGACAAAGCUCAGGAUGACCUGGUGAUCGGUGACGGCAGGUCCUUGCGACGAAACAUGUCCGUGUCGAUGAAUGCCCUGGUCUCGCCGAGAGUGAAGUUAGCGCCGGGUCCGGUGAGGUGUCAAGGGCAGGAACCGCAGGAGGUGGCCGUCGGCUGGCCGCUCCUAAGGAAGGACAUCAAAUCUGCCUUGCCGGACUCGUCGGAAAUUUCUGUGGUUCAGUGGGCGAUGCAGCUCCCGUCCCGGUGUUCAGAAAUAUCGCCGGCGAAUUCAGACCAGAUCUCCGAUGACCGGGGAGUAUCUCGAUCGGGAACCGAUUUGGGAAAGCCGUCUCCUGUUAUCGAGGAAGCUAAGAAGCAAGUCCCACAGGAGCUGGUCUCACUCAGAGAGAAGUACUCAUCAAAGUACACCGUGUUCAGUUACAGUGAGCUUGCAAAGAUCACAGAUGGCUUCUCUCCAGAGCAAAUAGUCGGGAAAGGCGGCGCAGGCCGGGUUUACAGGGCCUGUACCCAAGAUAGCAAGGAGCUGGCGGUGAAGGUCCUAAAAUCUUCAGACGAGGCUAUGAAUGAGUUCGUCUCCGAGAUAGAUAUCAUCAGCUCCGUCGAGCACAAGAACGCCAUGUCCCUCGUCGGGUUCUGCCUCGACGGCGGCAACCUCAUGCUCGUGUACGAUUACAUGCCGCGAGGCAACCUGGAAGAGAUGCUGCACGGUGAGGAACAAGGAAGUGCCGUGUUCGGCUGGCCGGACAGGUUCAAGGUGGCCGUCGGCGUGGCGCGCGCUCUCGAGUACCUCCACGGUGACGGCGACCACCGUCCUGUGAUUCACAGGGACGUCAAGUCCUCCAACAUCCUCGUCUCCGAUGACUUCGAACCAAAGUUGUGUGACUUCGGCCUCGCGAUGUGGGCGGCGGACGCGGCGUCGCAGGUCACCGGCGAUGACGUCGCCGGAACAUUCGGAUACCUGGCUCCGGAGUACUUCAUGCACGGCAAGGUCAGUGACAAGAUCGACGUGUACGCGUUCGGCGUCGUCCUCCUCGAGCUCAUCUCCGGGAGGAAGCCGGUGAGCGCCGGCGGCCCCAGGGGCCAGGAGAGCCUCGUGAUGUGGGCGAACUCCGUCAUACAAGGAGGAAAGCUCAUGGAUCUCGUCGACCCGAACCUACCGCCGGCCGACGGCGACGCCGGUGAGGUCGAGAGGAUGGCCCUCGCCGCUGCCCUCGGCAUCAGGCGAGAGCCGCAACGACGGCCGAGCAUGAGAAAUGUCCUGAAGCUGCUCGCCGGCGACGGCGACGCCGUCAAGUGGGCGAAGUCACGGGUCGGUGUGCUGGGCGACGAUCACGAUGACUGCGGCGUGGUCACUUCGCCGGACGAGAACGACAUUCAGUCGUACAUCAACCUGGCGCUGCUCGGCAUAGUCGACGACGACGCCGGGUCGGUUGGCAGCGUCGACUUCGUCGGCACAAACAUGCCGUUGGAGGAGUACAUGAAGGGAAGAUGGAGUCGGUCGUCCAGCUUCGACUGA
Molecule: messenger RNA, 2130 nt
Organism: Phragmites australis (common reed)
Lineage: Eukaryota; Viridiplantae; Streptophyta; Magnoliopsida; Poales; Poaceae
Product: protein kinase STUNTED-like
Exons: 8
Coding region: 1-2130 (709 amino acids)
Biological process (GO): protein phosphorylation
Molecular function (GO): ATP binding; protein kinase activity
Source: RefSeq, a predicted model, not a curated record